AUGGUGAAAGAUGUAGCCUUUAGAGCAAAAAAUGAAAAUUUAUUUGAUGAGAUUGUCAUGGCAGUAGUCUCUCAUAGUCCAGACUUGUGGAACAUUCAAGGUCAAAUAGCAGACAACUUGGGAUUUAGAUUGGGGAAAGAAACUUUAUUUGGAAGAGCAACUCGUAUGCGUCAGAGACUAGCAAAUGGUAAGAGAAUCCUUCUUGUACUCGAUGAUGUUUGGGAAUGGCUCGAUCUUCAGGCCAUUGGGAUUCUUUUCUGGGGUGAAAAUAAGGGUUGCAAAGUUGUGUUGACGUCACGAAGCCUGGAGGUAUGCAUAGGAAUGGGAUCCCAAAAGAAUAUUGAAGUCAAAUCUUAG
Messenger RNA from Camellia sinensis, 357 nucleotides. The record is from RefSeq and is a predicted model, not a curated record. NCBI's taxonomy places the organism in Eukaryota, Viridiplantae, Streptophyta, Magnoliopsida, Ericales, Theaceae.